ACCCCAUCCUUAUCUCAUCAAACCUCUUCUUCUUCAUAAAGUCUCUAGAAUCAUCGAAUCUUUUAGAUUCUCUCCUACUUCUCUUAUUAUAUAAAGAGAUACAUAAGAACAUUAAAACAGAACAUCUUUUCUGUAAACGAUAAUCAUCUAUCUGAAACAUGAACUCGACCAUAGCUGCCGAUAACGGACGUGUUUCAGGUGGCGCGGCGGAGUUUCUUCAGAUUAGAUUGAAUCAUAGACAUGAUCCCAAGGAGAACCAGUGUUCUUCGGUUCUUGUUAAGCAUAUCAAAGCCCCUGUUCAUCUCGUUUGGUCUCUGGUGAGGAGAUUCGAUCAGCCACAGAAGUACAAGCCUUUUGUCAGCAGGUGUGUGAUGAAAGGUGAUGUUUGCAUCGGCUGUGUUCGAGAGGUAGACGUUAGAUCUGGCCUCCCGGCUACCACUAGCACGGAGAGGUUGGAGUUCUUGGACGAUAAUGAACACAUUCUUGGUAUCAGAAUCCUUGGUGGUGAUCACAGGCUUAAGAACUACUCAUCAGUGGUUACAGUACAUCCAGAGAUAAUAGACGGAAGAGCGGGAACAAUGGUAAUAGAGUCAUUCGUGGUGGAUGUACCAGAAGGGAACACCAAAGACGAGACUUGUUACUUCGUGGAAGCACUUAUACGAUGCAAUCUCAAAUCUCUGUCCAGUGUUUGCGAAAGAAUGGCUGCUCAGGACAUGACAUGAGUUGUGGACCGGUACUCAAGUGUUUUUCCUCAAAUUGUAGAAUUGUAUAGCAACAUUGGUAAGCGAAAUUGAUCACGUGACAUACAUACUCUCUGGAUUGUAGCCAGAGAGUCCUCUAGUACUCAUUUGGGACAUCUCCGUAACUGAUCCUGAGUGUACUACUUGUAUAAGUUAUAAAUUGUGGCUCUAUAAUUUCGUAGGAAUGUAGCUUUACCUUUCAGUAUA
This is a messenger RNA of Brassica oleracea var. oleracea, 947 nucleotides long. RefSeq names its product abscisic acid receptor PYL9-like. The record is from RefSeq and is a predicted model, not a curated record. NCBI's taxonomy places the organism in Eukaryota, Viridiplantae, Streptophyta, Magnoliopsida, Brassicales, Brassicaceae. Bases 159 to 722 code for a protein of 187 amino acids. Gene Ontology annotation, molecular function: signaling receptor activity; abscisic acid binding; protein phosphatase inhibitor activity. The transcript is spliced from 3 exons. Gene Ontology annotation, cellular component: nucleus; cytoplasm. Gene Ontology annotation, biological process: abscisic acid-activated signaling pathway.